This is a messenger RNA of Trichomycterus rosablanca, 614 nucleotides long. RefSeq names its product agouti signaling protein, nonagouti homolog (mouse) 2b (gene asip2b). Gene Ontology annotation, molecular function: type 1 melanocortin receptor binding; neuropeptide hormone activity. The coding region runs from base 1 to 372 and encodes 123 amino acids. Lineage: Eukaryota; Metazoa; Chordata; Actinopteri; Siluriformes; Trichomycteridae. Gene Ontology annotation, biological process: neuropeptide signaling pathway; hormone-mediated signaling pathway; adult feeding behavior. Gene Ontology annotation, cellular component: extracellular region. The transcript has 3 exons. The record is from RefSeq and is a predicted model, not a curated record.
AUGUUUGGGAAGUACGUGCUCUGCGGGUGGUUUUGCUUUGCACUGAUUCAGGCUGCAGCAGAUUUGCGCCAGAAGCACGUAAGUGACGCUGGACAUCAGGGCUCAUCUGAGCCUCCAGGAACCAAGAAUCAGGAGAACUCGAAGGGGCUUUUCUCCAGGACGCGAUACCUGUCCCAACAUCAACUCCACCAACCGAAGCCCAAACCGGAGCCAGCCGGAGUUGCCCCGGGGCCGGUGCGGCGCUGCGCCCGUCUGAUGGAGAACUGCUCGGCACAUAUACCGUGCUGCGAACCUUGCUCCUUCUGUCACUGUCGGCUAUUCAACACUGUCUGUCAGUGCUGGAGGCUCGGACGCUGCUCGAAAAAGAGUUAACGUGUUCAAUUCGGAGAUGUUAUGAGCACGGCUAUGUUACUAUUAACACCUCGUAAAUACGCUCCGCAUCCUCCCUUCUGCACACAGAACUGAAAAAUUCAGGGUAUUGCUUUCUUUGUCCACCCUGAUUUAUCAGCCAAUUCUGUCUGUUUGUAUUGGCUGUUGGAAAUGUGCAACUGUGAGACACACAAUGUUGGACACACAACAAAAAUACUGUUCAAACUCGAUCCUACAAAUAAUAA